AGCCGGCAGCCUCUCUCUGCGUGACCGCGGCAGGUUGGUCUCGGAGCAGAUGAGCGCAGAAUAUUGAGGCGAAAGCGCGAGGAGGGGGGGGAUCGCGGGGGCAGAAGGAGUAUCUCGGCCAAGAAAAUUAUGCAUGCGUUAGGGAAGCUCUGAGAGAAUGGCUGUGGAAGCUCUCCACUGCGGUUUGAAUCCACGGGCUAUUGAUCACCCUGCCCGCGCCGAAGGCAUUAAACUGCAAAUUGGCGGUGAAGGCGUCGAGUCUCAAUCCAUUAAAAACAAAAACUUCCAGAAGGUGCUUGACCAAAAAGGAACCCCCAAGCGACUGCAGGCAGAAGCUGAGACGGCUAAGUCAGCUACGGUGAAGCUGUCCAAACCGGUGGCUCUGUGGACUCAGCAGGAUGUCUGCAAGUGGUUGAAGAAGCACUGUCCCAAUCAGUAUCAGAUCUACAGCGAGUCAUUCAAACAGCACGACAUAACUGGGCGAGCCUUGCUGAGACUUACCGACAAAAAGCUUGAGCGAAUGGGGAUCGCCCAGGAAAACCUCCGGCAGCACAUCUUACAACAGGUGCUCCAGCUGAAGGUGCGAGAAGAAGUCAGAAACCUACAGUUACUCACACAAGCCUCCCUCGAGGGUUCUCCAUGAACGUGGUGAGCCCUCCAAGCUGCUGUCCUGCCAGUGGGUGGGAGCACGGCCUGCUCCUCGCAGAAUCACUAACUCACGGCCCUGCCGGAAGAUACCCUCGGCGCCUUGACAGACUAACCAGCCUAACUGGAGGAAACAAGAAAACACCCCUUCCAUCAAGAUUAAGAUCUUCGUUCGCCGUGGAUGGUAAAAUGAGGUGCACAGUACACAGCGCCGAGCUGCGGCGAGCAGUCACUGGCAGACCGUUAGCUGGAAAAUCGCUUCCAGUCUUCAUCACUGUGCUUCACGCCAGCGCCCUUGGGGAGCUGUCCGUGCCCUUCACUAGAGGUCCUGUUUUAGCAUGGCGACUACUGGAUUCCUUUAUUCUGUGUGCAGAUGGCAUGAUGUGUUAGAAAAAAAAAUUACAGCAGUUCUGCAAUCCCGGUGGAAGUGUUUACCGUGCGAUGCCCUCGUAGGAAUGUCAACAUGUCUCAGUUAUGUUAGUUCUGACAUCUAAAGGCGUUCUGUCCAAUUCUUAAGCACUUUAUAGGAGAACAUGACACCGAAACGAAUCAGCAUGUUCAUUACCUGUGAGAAAACAAGUGUUUUCUUUCUCCUUUAUGAAUCUUGUCCUAUUUCUGGCUCAGACUGUCCAAGGCAAACUUCACUGCUAACGUGUCCCCAGUCGUUUAUGGUAGAUUGGUGUAAAUAUGGCCACAAUACUGUUAGAUUUAACAUCUUGACACUCCACUGAACAACUGGAUUCUACAGGGAAGUAGAAGCGGGCGGACCGUAAUAUCUUAGCUCCUCGUUCGUUGCACCCAGGCACAACUUAGCACUUGCACACACAGCCACUCUCACCCAGGAGGCUUCCUGGCCAAUGAGCAUACCCUCUCAGUCUACGGAGGAGUUCUUUCAAAGGGAAAAAAAAAGGAAAAUGGCCUUCUUUUAAUCAAAGACCAUGGUGGGUUGAUGUGAAGGGCAGCAGAAUGCACUCUUCCUGUGUGGUCUGGCUUUAACACUUGGGGAGAUUUUCUAAGUCAAGUUCAAAUCACAGCUCUCUGGAGCGAAGAGCACAGCACGUGACUCCUGCAUGCCUAGAGAAGGAAAACGGUCCAGUCUCACACAAGGUUCCUUCCUCCACAGAGAACCUACUAGUCCCUGUUGAUCCUUUCUGGGAUUAUAGCUACAACUAAUUUUUUUUUUUACUAUGUCUUAUAACAAAGCACAGUCCUGGGGAAAAGGUCAAUCCAGUUAUCUUUAAGCAUUAGAAAAAUGUCCAUAAUAACGGAUCCUACAUAAUGUUUUAGCAUUUUUUUUCCUGAGAAUAUAAACUUGGUUGAAUCAAAAUCUCGGCAAAGUAUGCUCUGCUCGCCCUUGGUCUCAGCCUGGGACCGUCAGGCACCAAGGACUUUUCUAUAAAUAUGCAGAACACCUCUGGGACUAUGCCAGCACAAGCAAGCUCUGCGUUUUAGGGGUCUCCACACACACUCUCCCGCAUCUUGCCUCCCCUGGGGGUCUCAGGAAAUCAUAGCCCAUUGGGGGAAAAAAAAGGGCUUACAAGGAGAUUUGGACACCAGACAGGGAAGGGGAGAGAGAUCCAAAUGGGAUCGGAGCGAACCACCCAGCAGGAUGACUCGCCACAAGCCUGCCGGGCUGUCGUGCCAAAGGCGAGAGGACUUCCAAGAGGGAACUUGGGGGAAUUUCAAGAUGCCACUGAGACCUGGCCCUUCAACAGGUUAGCAACAGGACCAUCGGGACCUCAGCAGACCACAGUUCCUUACAAGUUCAGAAUGAGGAGGCCAUACCCUGGCUGCCAACGCCCCUGCCCAUAGCAUGCCAACCUGCACUGCCUGCCUCCUCUGUUUCAAUUCCGACAGCAGGCUUUCCUGCUCCUUUCACUCCUUCCUUUAUUCAGCAAGCAUUUGCUGAGCACCUACUAUGUGCCAAACAUUGUGCUGGGACAGCAAGAGUGUGCAAGGCAGACUCUCCCCACCCUUGUGAAAUAUCUCCACCUCCCAAACCCUGUCCCCAACCCACCUUUUCCACAAUGAAAACAACAUUCACCCGCUGCCAGAGUCCCCCGGGAAGACGCACACAGGAGCAGGCAGUUUGCGUGCCCGAAAAAGGAGGGCAGAGGAGCAAGAGUUGAUGCAUGGCCUCAGGCCACUUUUUUUGUGGCCUGGAGGGUUCCUCCGUGCACGGCCAAUCCUCCCAGGGCCCAGACAGAGCUAGUAAGAGCUUCCCCUAACCCUGGCCACCUAUAUUCCUGUUCUUUAUAAAGACACAGCUGUCCAUCAUGAUGCUGGAUUCUCUGAAACUCCAAUUCGACCACCAGUCCUGGGGACACAGAACUGGGCCUGAUGCAUCAAAAGAAAUGCUGCCAGGUGCUGAGACAGUGUAGCUGGGAACUAAUUCGUUUAGCCGGGGACAUUCGGAGACCACGGCGAACACCUGAGGCAAGCUGGACAUGCUUGAUGGUUCAGAUGUUCAUUAAAUGAUGGUGGUUCAACCUUCAGCUUUUAAGAAAUAGGCUCUGAACAAUUAAAUAAGUUGAAUUUCCUAGGGGUUUUUUUUUGAGUCAAAAGAGCACUGGAAAGUUACAAGAAGAUGGUGGGUGGAGACGGAGAUGGAAAAGUGGGGUAAAGAUGACGAUGAAGGAGCUCAGUUGAUGAUGGCUUCUCUAAAAAUGCCUUAACUCUUGGCAAGGACCACAGGUUUGCAGAUGAACUACGACUGUUCACCAGACUGCCUGCCUCAGUCUGAAAUCAUUUGGGAGGAUAGUUCUGAAAGCACGGUAGCCUAAAAUUGGAGCAGUUGCGAGCUACACCGGCAAAAUGGAGCAGCGAUGUCCUUCGCAGGCUCAGGAUUCUCGGUCAUGUGUCGAUCCACAGUUACCCCCAGUGACUUUCUGCUGAGCUGAACCUUCUUCCCAAGAUCUGUGUGGGCAGUCUGACCUCCCCGAAGUUCAGAAACAGCUGGGGUGAGUUGUGGUUAGUAGGAAGCAGGAGACAGGGAGCUAUGGGAUAAAUGUGUUGACACCUAAGGACUGUAAACUGUUGACACCUAACUUUUCCUUAAACCUGUGCUACACCUUUCAUUAAAAGGCUGACACCCACACUUUACAGGAAAGGCACUCUUAGGGAUGAACAGAAGUGAAUAAUUGUCCGACUCCCCGGGGUGCCAAAGGGAUUAGCCUGUUCCAGCCCCAGAGCUGAAUGCAAAUGUGCAGGCCACAGAAGCUGUGCUGGGGCAGGAGCAGAUCCCUGCAGUAUUUGACCACAGACCUGGGGGGAGGGGUUGCUCUGUGGGCAGUGACGUAUCUUUAGAUCCCGGCUCAGGUUCUGUGAGGUGUGUUGCCACACACCUGACCUCUACCUCCAAAAAACGCGUAACUAUGGUGAAUGGCCUGCGGCUCUCCCUGCACCCAGAGUGACUUCUCAGUUGCCCAGACAGGGGCUUGUAGCCCCUUGUUCUGAGGGAAUUCUGCCAUUGUUAAUGUUUAAGGGGGAAAGAAAUGUCAACCUCACGUGAGAAUAGGAACUCAGGAUAAAGUCAAAUGGAUUUGCCCCUUUGUUCCUUGCCAAUGCUUUCUUUGUCUGCAGAUGUCACGGCACUGAUUUUGGGUAGAAACACUGAAAGUCGCACGGAAGAAACAUUUUCAAGACCCCCUAGCACUUCAGUUUCACCCAAACGUCCUCUUCCCAGUGCAUUAGCAGCUCCCUUCUUUGUGGUGUUUUUCUCUACACUCUUUAGGGCAAUUUUGUUACUUGACAACUAGACUUAGGCUGCCAUAGUCUCUUUUUGAACAUCUAAACUUUGAAAAUGACAUACAUUUCUUUAUGCCUUAAAGGCUGCUUUUAUUCACCUUUCUUACAACCUCCUCCACCCUACUUUUUUGCUUUGUUUUGUGGGGUUUUUUAAAUCUUUUCUUCUAACAUAGUUCCGAGGGUAGGUUUCAAGUAUUCUAUAAAGAACUCAAACAGAAAAACAGAGUCAUCACCUUUCUCCCCCCGCCCCCAGUGCUGACUAGUAAUUCUGUCUUAAGCUUGCGGCCCACACACUAGCGGGCUAUGGAAUCUCAUCUCCAGGGGUUGGCUGGUCAGUGCUACUAAUCAAAACAAGACCCACGAGAUCAUGAAAGAGGACAGACCAGAUCCUGCAUCUGCUCGGGGCACAGCUGGGGGACCUCCAUUUCAAAGACAGGUGCUGCCCUUCAGCCUCCUUAGAUCUGCCUCUAAUCCUGUAGCCAGCAAACUAUCUGAGGAAUUCUGUUUUUAUCGAUGUGCGCGAUUCCUGGCACCGCAGCACAACGUCAAGGUCAAAGAGGGCCGCAUUUCCAUUAUUUUGCUCUGGUGGCUUACUCUAGUGGGGAGAAGAAGGGCAUUCUUUCAAAAGCUAAAAGAAGCUUAAGAAAAAGCUGGCCCGGUGCACAGGGAGGUUGUACCACAAAAAUAGCAAAGUAGGUAUUUCCCUGGGGAUUCUCAUUUGGGAAGGCGGCCAGAGGGAUAGUCCCAAUACUGCUUUUCCUGGCCAUUAUCUUGGCCCCGCAGGGAAAAUUCUAGGCUGGGGGCAAGCACUGUUCCUGAGAUCUAACACUUUGGGGGUGAAAUUCACCUACGACAAAUAUAAAAGGGAAUUGUCAUUGAGUAUGGAUCCGUUCUACACCUUCGGCCCAACAGUGCAAAGACUGAGAAAUGACUUGCUCCGUAAAUCUGGAGUUUCAUUAGCCACAUAGGGCUCUCUUCCAUCUUGAAGAGCUCCAAGCAUUCUUACUUCAGAGCCUCCUUUCCCCCAAUUCCGUCAAGCACGAGAAGGCACCAGCAACACACAGCUAAUAAUAAAAUUUCAGAGUAACCACAUGAUUUGCAUGGAGUUGCAGUUGACUGGUUGACGUAAUAUUAAGUGUUGUACAUAUCUGGACAUCAUUUCUGACUCCACCACAUCCUUUUCAUAUUUGGAGUUAAUGGUUUGGGGGUUUCAGUUGUUUAAUUGCUCGCUCUGUCCUUGUUGUGUCCCAAACCUCAAACAUUUACAGAACCAUAGAAAGGCUCUUUAACCCAGGCCUUGCGUGCCCAAGUGCAACGCUGACAGAGACAGCCCCACUGUUUCUACGGGAUUGACGGAGAGAUGGUUAAAUUAACCCAAAGUCGGAUAUUCAUACCGAAAACAUCUGACACACUGAAGGUCUGCUUGUUGUCUUCUGCAUUAUUUAUAGCCUUUUAAAUUUCAGUCGUUGGGAUCAAAGGAAAUAGCCAGGCAGCUUUCCCGUGGCUCGGCCGUGUCGGAGCGCACGCAGCUACCGAAGGUGGGGCUCUCGGCUGGGCUGAGGUCUGAGAGCGCACAGGUCUGCUUUGUGUCCUGUAACUAAUUGCCAUCACCCCCCAAAUUCUAUUAAAAUGUAUUCAGAUGCUUUACUCUUUGAAAAAUUAUAAAGCGAGAGAUUUUUAUUGGAUCUUUCCUUCUUUCAGGGUGGGGGAACUGAUUGGGGGAUAUAAACUUGAAGAAGAAAUGGUCUGCCAUUAAAUGCCCCAAGCCUCUGGGGGUUGCUCACAUCCUGUUCCACACAAACUGACGGUGAUCUUCUUCCACCUGCCUGAGGGGAGCCUGGCCUCCCUCUAGAAUAGCACAAGUACCAUGAAGGCACCUUUUGAAGUUUUAAGGAGACUCCCUCUUCAAGCAUCAUUGCAAAAUCGUGAUUUGGAUUGAGCGCCAUCACGGCCCUUGAGCAUACGAUCUCUAAACCAGUUCUAAUUCUUCAUAUGUAUUUCCAUUAUUUUUAAACCAUACUCAGCUGCAUUUGUGUGUGCAUUGGGAGCUGCCUGCUCACUCUGUGGCUGCUUUUGACCAUUCCAGUGCUGAGUCCCCAUACAACACGUUCAAGAGAAGACCAAGAAUGUGUUUCUUCCCCACGCCAGCUGCAGAGGUUUCGAAGUGCAUAACCAGGUUCGCAUCAAAAGGCCCCCCUGUUUAUAGAUGAAAACUUAAAGAGAAUGGGGGUGAGGGGUUAUUCGUGUUUGAACACUGGCACCUUUGUCCUUGUUCAUUGUAAUUCCGCCCCCCCCCCACCUCCAAUCACCAGAAAGAGAAGCCGUACCCGCUUCAGGGAGUGUUGGCCACCACCGGGGUUAGUUGGGGUUCCACCUGUUUAACCUCACACUUAGGCGAUUGGAAGUCUCUCUGGGGCUCUGAAAGACCUUUCCAGCAUUACCUUUCCCCCACCAAUAGAAAAAGGCUACCCUUACAAAGCCAUAUUUGAGGAGGCCGUGGCUGAGCCAGUGAAAAGAGCUCAUGUUGCAGAGAGCUGAAUGGUGCCAUGCUCUCGACUUUGCCCUGCGCGUCUCGGUCAUGGUUGGCACAGAAGUCCCCCGUCUGCUGGAAGCCAAGCCAGCACAAAUGUUUUGAAACUAAUUCCGCCAGAACUCUUAUGUCACUGAAUCAUACUCCUGUAGUUCCAGUUAAUUCAACUAGUUAAUAUCAUUAGGCAGGAAAUGAAAGCACUGCACACAAAAUUUUGGAAAAGAUCAACGUCCUUACAAAAUUACAUCUUAGCAGCCAAAAGGACUCAAGAAAAAAAAAAAGCUUGAUCUCUUGUGGUGUAUGUACUUGAGUUAUUCCUGGGACCUUAUGGGCACAGUCACUACUCUGAUAAAGGAGGAGAAUACUUGGAUCCAACAGAAAUCACCCAUCUCUCUGAACCUCUGCCCCUCUGGUUGGGAGGCCAGCUGCCCCACCUUAGCCGACAGGGCUGUUUGGAGGCUAAAAUGAGCGGAGGGGAGAAGUUGUCUGGUACCACCAACAUCUCUGUAAUUCUUAGGGUGACGGGGCUACAGGUUUUAAUCCAUGGGCCUUCUCCUUUACUUUCUGCUUUUUCUCAUAGGCUCCAUUUUGGGAUUUCAAAAAUGAAAGAAAGAAUGGUAAGAAAGUAGCCAUCAGAUCAUUUUGCCCACACAUGCUUCUUCCAAUAGCUGGGGGCUAGUCUGCAGACCCUGCAGCCAAGGCAUUCAUUUAUCUCCACUUCUCCACCUCGCCAAGGGUCGAGCCCUGGCGCUUAGCUGAGGGAGAGGGCCUCGGGCCUGGCUCCGUGCAGGCGAAGAUCUCCGAUCGCAGGGCCGGAGAAGACUGACGCAAGUGUGAAACUGGCAAAUCGAGGGUCACAGGAGCCAGAAAGCCAUACCGAACUUCUUGAAGAGCUAUAUAGUGUAUUAGUAUUCGUUCUAGGAAAGAAAGAAGAAAAAUCACACAAUGUGAAAUGAAUAUAAGACCAGUGCUCUCAAUAGCAUAUGAGGGCAGAAAAUCUGAUU
Molecule: messenger RNA, 7926 nt
Organism: Phyllostomus discolor (pale spear-nosed bat)
Lineage: Eukaryota; Metazoa; Chordata; Mammalia; Chiroptera; Phyllostomidae
Gene: SAMD12
Product: sterile alpha motif domain containing 12
Exons: 5
Coding region: 158-643 (161 amino acids)
Biological process (GO): cell surface receptor protein tyrosine kinase signaling pathway
Cellular component (GO): cytoplasmic side of plasma membrane
Molecular function (GO): protein binding
Source: RefSeq, a predicted model, not a curated record